CAGGAAAUCAAACAACAAGACAUUAUUGCAUGCAACAGAGCAAACUGUUUCUCCCUAUUCUCCCUCCCAUCCCCUCUGCCCCUCACCAAAUAGGUAUAAGAAAAACACGUUAAAACUAUAAAAAUAUGAUAAAAAUAAAGCAAAAAUAAAUACCUAAAAAUGCAAAUAAACAAAUAAAUAAAAAUAAAGUAGUAUUGAUCAUAAUAAGAGGAUUUGAAUACUUCUGAAUAGUGAUUUUUCAGGAUUGUUGGGUUGUAUAAUAAUCUUAGUAUUUACAUUUACUCCAACAACUUCUGUCUCCAUCUGGUGGUGAAAAAUAUGUCCUUCUGUUACAGGAAGUGACGUAAUGAAAACAUUAACGUGCAGCGCUUUAUGAAAGAAAUCAGUUGUAGGUCUCAUUAUGUCUUAUUUAAAAUAAUAAACAAUCAAACGUAAUUUUUCGUCAUUGCUAGAGCAACUCGGAUAUUUUGGACAACAUUAACCCGAAGGAAGUUAAUUUGGAUAUUUCUAGAGUGAUGGCAGCCUCAUUACCCCAGAAGCCGGGGAUGGCAGGGAUGCCCCCUCAGCAGCAGCCCCACCUGCCCGCCGGUGCUGCCUCAGCCGCAGGUCAGCAGCCCAUGCCCCCUCAGGGAGCCCUGAGAGAGAUCUCCCCGGUGUUCCUCUGUCGGAUCGGACAGGAGACCGUCCAGGACAUUGUCACUCGCACCAUGGAGAUUUUCCAGAUCACACGAGCUACGCAGCUACCUAAUGGGGUAACCCAGAGCCAGGCGAUGUACCAGGACCGCUUUGCAAAGCUGCAGGAACACCUACGGCAGCUUGCCCUGCUGUUCAGGAAGCUCCGACUCCUGUACGAACGUUGUGUGGAGAUGACCUCUGACCUGCAGGAGGAGUCAUCAGAGCUUGUACCAUAUGUUGGAGAGGAGCUGGUUACUGUCAAAGUGGAGCCCUGCAGUUCUGGCAUCAACCAAGAGAGAAAAGAGGUUCUAGAGGUCCGUCAGAAGAACCAGGAGAUGAAGGUUCUGAUGGAUCAGAUGAGGAACCUGCUGUGGGACGUCAACGCCAUGCUGACGCUCAGGAAAUGAUAGAUCCACCUUUUUUUUCAGGAGAUUCAUUCCUCCACAGACGUAUGGACUGCAUAAUGGCAAAGACGAGGUGAAAUAAGGGAAUUUCUGCUGGAUUUGGAAUACGGUACAUUUAAGUUGCCACUUCAUCACUGAAGUCACCCCCAGUUCACCCUUCUGCUGUUUAAUAUGUAUUAUAUAAAAAAUAUUUUGAUAACGUAAUACUUAAUAACAGUUAAAAACUGACAACAACCUGAUACACUCCAACUCCAAGAAUCCUUUUCAUACAAGGCAGCUAACAACCCAGCUAAUGUUUGCCAAGUAUCCUACAACUAAUAUUAAGUCACUGCGCUUAUUCAAAUAAGUUGUGGACUCCUGUUUUCAUCCUGUUUAAAUAUAAUGAGUCGAAACCUGUAUUGCCUCAGGUAAAAACAAACAAGCUUUUCUUAAAACACCGUAUUCAUGGUGUUGUGCCCUCGGGUGCUGACUCGACACCAGGCAGACUUGAAUUCAUUGCAGGUAAUUCUUCCUGAAAGCAGAAGCUGAUGUGACGUCUGUGUUUACAAUCGGAACAAUUGCCCUUAUUAUGAUCUGUCAGUUGUAAAAACAUGAUGAGUGCAGAAUUCAAAUUAGCCCCUUGGCAGCUACGUAUCUCAGGUGCUUUGUACAUAAGUGUGUGAAUGUGUGUGUGUGUGCUUAAUGAGAUUAGCUUCCUGAGUGCUCGACAGCACACCUGUUUACCCUGAGGGCGGUGAGACUUGCUUGCCUGUGAAUUUAUUUUUGUAAACUGUGGAACAAAAGGGUUGGGCUACUGGGUAAUGUCUGUUUUGUAUAAAUAAACUUUUUUUUAAAACAACA
Centropristis striata (black sea bass) is the source of this 1919-nucleotide messenger RNA. RefSeq names its product Mediator of RNA polymerase II transcription subunit 30-like. The coding region runs from base 516 to 1082 and encodes 188 amino acids. Gene Ontology annotation, cellular component: mediator complex. Lineage: Eukaryota; Metazoa; Chordata; Actinopteri; Perciformes; Serranidae. Gene Ontology annotation, molecular function: transcription coregulator activity. Gene Ontology annotation, biological process: positive regulation of DNA-templated transcription. The transcript is spliced from 5 exons. The record is from RefSeq and is a predicted model, not a curated record.